Molecule: messenger RNA, 930 nt
Organism: Fukomys damarensis (Damara mole-rat)
Lineage: Eukaryota; Metazoa; Chordata; Mammalia; Rodentia; Bathyergidae
Product: olfactory receptor 5H8-like
Exons: 1
Coding region: 1-930 (309 amino acids)
Biological process (GO): sensory perception of smell; G protein-coupled receptor signaling pathway
Cellular component (GO): membrane
Molecular function (GO): odorant binding; olfactory receptor activity; G protein-coupled receptor activity
Source: RefSeq, a predicted model, not a curated record
AUGGAAAAUAAUACUACAACAUUGAUAAGAGAGUUUGUUCUCACAGGACUCCCACAUCAACUAGAGUGGCAGGUCCCCCUGUUCCUGGUGCUCUUGGUGAUUUACCUCAUCACCGUUGUGGGAAACCUUGGUCUUGUUGUUCUUAUUUGGAAUGACCCUCACCUUCACAUCCCCAUGUAUUUGUUUCUUGGGAGUUUAGCCUUUGUGGAUACAUGGUUAUCAUCCACUGUGACACCAAAGAUGCUGGUCAAUCUGUUACUCAAGAGCAAGUCGAUAUCUCUCUCUGAAUGCAUGAUACAAUUUUUCUCCUUUGCAGUCAGUGCCACAACAGAAUGUUUUCUCUUGGCAGCAAUGGCUUAUGAUCGCUAUGUUGCCAUAUGCAAACCUUUGCUUUAUCCAGUGAUUAUGACCAACAGACUCUGCAGUCACCUAUUAGUGUGCUCAUUUGUUGGUAGCUUUCUUCAUGCCUUAAUACAUGAAAUUACUUUAUUGAGACUAACCUUCUGCAAUUCCAAUAUAAUACAUCAUUUUUAUUGUGAUAUUAUACCAUUGUUAAAGAUUUCCUGUACUGAUCCUUCCAUUAAUUAUCUAAUGCUUUUUAUUUUAUCUGGUUCGAUUCAAUUAUUCACAAGUGUGACUGUCAUUGUCUCCUAUACACUUGUUCUCUUUACAAUUUUAAAGAAGAAGUCUGCUAAAGGCACAAGGAAAGCCUUCUCCACCUGUGGAGCUCAUCUUUUAUCUGUGUCUUUAUACUAUGGUAGUCUUGUCUUCAUGUAUAUGCACCCUGCAUCUCCACAAGCAGAUGAUCAAGAUAUGAUGGACUCUUUAUUUUACACAGUCAUAAUUCCUGUGUUAAAUCCAAUUAUCUACAGCCUCAGAAAUAAGAAAGUAAUAGAUUCACUAACAAAAACAUUAAAGGGAAAUAUUUAG